Molecule: messenger RNA, 1590 nt
Organism: Triticum aestivum (bread wheat)
Lineage: Eukaryota; Viridiplantae; Streptophyta; Magnoliopsida; Poales; Poaceae
Exons: 3
Coding region: 14-1519 (501 amino acids)
Source: RefSeq, a predicted model, not a curated record
GCGGAUUUCCUCCAUGACUCCGACUGAGGGAUCCUCCAUGGCCAAUCGUACUGCACUCGGUGACGACCAAGAGGAGAAGAUACGGACCUCCCGCCCCAUGUCCUGGUUCCCUCCGCACGACCCCCACGACUGCGGCGAUCCUCCCCCAAAGUCGGUCGUCCUCGACACCCUGGUCUACGCCGACGACCGCACCAACGCCUCCACCGCCGAGGGCUUCACUAGCAACGGCGCCGCCAUCCGCCUCACCUUCUGGCCCGCGCAUCCGCCGCUCAUCUCCUACUUCACCGUCCACCUACCCACCCUCCUCCAGGACGGACCCGCCACCUCGCUCCUCCUUCUGCCACGCCUUGUCCGCACCGACGGCGACCUCGCCCUCUUCCGCGUCAUCAUCGGCUCUUCAUACAUCGACCGGGACCACAACAACUACAUCAUCUACCGUGCCGGCGUCAACAAGCUUGAGGUGCUCCCCACCCACCCCACCCGCUUGUUCGCCGACCGGUCAGUUGCCCUCCUGCGCUGCCCCGACGACGGCAGGUUCUUGGUCGCCAAUCUCCGUUCAACUUUCGACCUUGGGCAGUACGCCCUCGACCUGUUUGACUCCCGGUCAGGCACAUGGAACACCAGGUCCAUGCGUACAGAACCUCCACACAAGGACUGCUACUACAGCACUCCGACCAAGGUGAUCGCCCUCGGUGGCGAUCGCGGUUCAGUCGGCUGGGUCGACCUAUGGAAUGGCAUCCUCAUCGGUGAUCUGCUCCCCGGCGGCGACGGCGAUGACAACAACGUCCUCCGCUUCAUCCGUUUGCCCGUGCUUUUGGCGCCCAACAAGAUGGACCCGUUCUGUUUGACCUGUGACCGGGACGUCUCUGUCGGCAGAGAUGGCUCCAUCAAAUACUUAGAGGUGUGGACUCAUCCUGUCCCUGGCUCGACCUACAUCUCCGAGGACUGGGGUGCUGCCAUACUGACAUGGCUGGAGUCCAAGAAGAAGUGGCACAUCGACCUCAAGCUCAAAGCCUCGGACAUCAUCGUGGACGAGACUCACUCCCAGUUGCUUCCUCAGCAUGAUGUCAAGGACACAACGAAGAAUGCAACCUUGAGCAGACUUCACACAGGGCAUCCUACUCUCAGCUUGCAUGAUGAUGAUGUUGUUUACAUCAUGGCCAAGGUUUACCACAUGGACUACGACUUGUGGAUGCUUGCUGUUGACAUGAGGAACAAGACUCUGAAAGGAGUGGCUGCUCUCACCAGUAAAAGAAGCUUGGGUUUUAGAUUCAUGUACCUGCAAAGUGACCUCUCCAACCAUCUGGUGGCCACAAGCGAAAACACCGAGGUCUUCAACCUUCCGCCCAAAAGCAAAAGGGAAACGGGGGGUGGUUCUAGGUCUCGUCAAAAUAAAAUGAAGCAGAAAUUUGAAGGUGGAAACACAAAUGAAAGAAGAAUCCUUCUAAAACUGCCAAGCAACAACCUGGGAAGACUCUUGCUAACAGCUGUCGUGUGGAACAAGAAGAACAGGAGCUGAGGAUACUCGAGCCUCGAGUUAUUACUAUUCAGCCCCCUCUGUACCUAAGGAGGACUCUGUUGGCAUAUUUC